AUGACCAAGAUUAACAUCUUCACUGACUUCGAAAAGUGCAAGCAAUUUCUCGCCAUCAACGACGAAACACGCGUAUUUAUAAUCAUAUCCGGUGUGCUUGGCAUGCACGUAGUACCACUUAUUCAUGAUAUGCAUAAAAUCCAAGUCAUUUUUAUUUUCUGUGGGAACAAAACGCGUUACGAACAAUGGGCCAAAGACUGGCGUAAAAUCAAUGGUGUAUUCACAGAGAUGAAGUCACUCUGUCAAGCACUUAAACAAGCAGCACGAUACUCUGAACAAAACGUUAUGCCCAUGAGUUUCGUUCAGUCUGGCAAGAGAUUGGAUCAAUUGGAUCCUUCUUUUAUGUAUACACAGAUCAUCAAAGAAAUAUUAUUGAAUAUCAAGUUCACCGACGAACACGUCGACGAUUAUGCGAACUAUUGUCGUGGACUCUUUGCGGACAAUAAGGUAGAGUUGAGUAAUAUCAACAAAUUUCAACGUGAAUAUCGCGAAAACUCACCAAUAUGGUGGUAUACUUCUGGGCUUUUCCUACGUUCAAUGCUAAAUCGCGCUCUACAAGCAAUGGAUGGCGACAUUAUGACACGAAUGGGUUUUUUUAUCAGUGACCUCCAUCGAAACAUUGAAAAGGUGCAACAAGACCAUCCCAUUCACAAUGUCUUUACCGUUUAUCGUGGGCAAGGCUUGUCACAAGCAGACUUCGACCAACUCCGAACAACGAAAGGUGGCCUUAUUUCCUUCAAUAAUUUUAUGACGACAGAUAGAUCUCAUCAAAAUUCAAUCAGCUUUGCGGAGUCAGCAGCAAGUAAUCCAGACUUAGUUGGGGUGGUAUUUGUAAUGGAAAUCGAUCCUACUCAAUCCACAACACCCUUCGCUCCUAUUUAUCAAAUAAGUUAUUUUCCAGAAGAAGAUCAGGUGCUUUUUUCGAUGCACACUGUAUUUCGAAUACAGAACAUUAAAUCAAUAAGCGGAAACAAACAUCUGUACGAGGUAGAUUUGACACUUACCAGUGACAAUGACGAAGAGCUAAGUGUACUUGCACAGCGAAUCCGACAAGAGAGCUAUCCAGAGAAGGAAGAAUGGUACAGAUUGGGUUUAGUAUUAGCAAAGAUGGGUCAAAUUGACAAGGCUGAAGAGAUAUAUAGGGUACUAUUAAACAAAACGAUGGAGGAUAGUGAACAGUCCUUAAUUUAUAACAAACUCGGUAUGAUCAAGUAUAACCAGGGCCAAUACGAAAAAGCAAUCAAAUACUACGAAACAUCGCUUGCCAUCAAUGACCGAGAUCUUCCACCCAAUCAUCCUGAUCUGGCAUCAUCCUACAGCAACAUUGGCAUGGUGUAUUCUUCUAUGGGUGACUACCCCAAAGCAUUGGAAUAUUAUGAAAAAGCCCUGUCUAUUCGACAACAGUCGUUACCAUCAAAUCAUCCUACUCUGGCAUCAUCUUACAACAGAAUUGGCAUGGCGUAUUAUUCUAUGGGUGACUACCUCAAAGCAUGGGGUUGUUAUGAAAGGGCCUUGGCAACUCAACAAGAAUCGUUAUCGCCAAACCAUCCUGAUGUGGCAUCAUCCUACAACAACAUUGGCAUGGUGUAUUAUUCUAUAGGUGACUACCGCAAAGCAUUGGAGUAUUAUGAGAAGGCCUUGGCAAUUCGACAACAGUCGUUACCACCAAAUCAUCCUGAUCUGGCAUUAUCCUACAACAGCAUUGGCAUGGUGUAUUCUGAUAUGGGUGACUACCGCAAAGCAUUGGAGUAUUAUGAAAAGGCCUUGACAAUUCAACAGCAUUCUUUACCAGAAAAUCAUCCUGCUCUGGCAUUAUCCUACAACAGCAUUGGCAUGGUGUAUUCUGAUAUGGGUGACUACCGCAAAGCAUUGGAAUAUUAUGAAAGGGCCUCGACAAUUCAACAACAGUCGUUACCACCAAAUCAUCCUGAUGUGGCAUCAUCCUACAACAAUAUUGGCAUGGUGUAUUCUGAUAUGGGUGACUACUCCAAGGCAUUGGAAUAUUAUGAAAGGGCCUCGACAAUUCAACAACAGUCGUUACCGCCAAAUCAUCCUGAUGUGGCAUCAUCCUACAACAACAUUGGCAUGGUGUAUUCGUCUAUGGGUAACUGUUCGAAAGCACUGACAUGCUAUGAAAAUGCCCUCUCUAUUCGACAACAGUCGUUGCCAUCAAAUCAUCCUGAUCUGGCAUCAUCUUACAACAACAUUGGCAUGGUGUAUUCUGAUAUGGGUGAAUAUUCGAAAGCGCUGUCAUACUAUGAAAAAGCCCUCUCUAUUCAACAACAGUCGUUACCAUCAAAUCAUCCUGAUCUGGCAUCAUCUUACAACAAUAUGGGUUUGUUGUAUGAAAAAAUGAGUGACUACUCAAAAUCAUUGUCAUUUCUUGAACGCGCUCUGAAAAUUGGUGAACAAUCGCUACCUGCAGAUCACCCACAUGUGAAAGAAUGGCGGGAGAGCUUUGAACGAGUGAAAAAUAAUCUAUAA
Messenger RNA from Adineta ricciae, 2484 nucleotides. Lineage: Eukaryota; Metazoa; Rotifera; Eurotatoria; Adinetida; Adinetidae. The record is from the annotation of a GenBank genome assembly.